Messenger RNA from Plasmodium malariae, 1272 nucleotides. Its product is annotated as UVB-resistance protein UVR8 homologue, putative. The record is from RefSeq and is a predicted model, not a curated record. Bases 1 to 1272 code for a protein of 423 amino acids. The transcript has a single exon. Lineage: Eukaryota; Apicomplexa; Aconoidasida; Haemosporida; Plasmodiidae.
AUGCAAAAAAUUCGUAACACUUUAAAGGGAAGAAGUCGCUUUUUUAUAUGCGAUUUAAAAUAUUAUAGCAGUAAAAAAAAAGUAGAAGAAAAAAAGGAAAGAAAAUAUAACUUAUGGAGAUGGGGUUGUUCAGGUGAUAGUAUAUUUUCCUCCAUAAAAGUUGGGGAAAAAAGUCAGUUACCUGAGAAGGUACCAAAUUUUGAAAAUGUAAAGAUUGAAAAAUUGUCAGCUGGUUGCAACCAUGCAGCUUUUAUAGUAGAAGGGAAAAUUUUCACAUACGGUUUAAACGACAAAGGUCAAUUAGGCAGAAAUUUAGAUGAAAAUGAAAAAAGUAAUAAUUAUUCGUUAAUACCGAAAGAAGUAAAUAAUGUAAAUAAUAUAAAAUUUACAGAUGUUUGUUGUGGUUAUAGGCACACCUUAGCUGUAGAUGAGAAUAAUGAUUUGUACAGCUGGGGAUGGGGAGGAAACUUUUUUAGAGGUGCAAACGGGUUAGGACAUGGUAGUAAACAAAAUGUAAAUAUCCCUAAAAGAAUUGAAUCAUUUAAAAAUGAAGAUUCAGAAUUUACAAAUAUAUGUUGUGGUGAACAACAUAGUUUAGUAUUAACAAAAAAUGGAAAAGUGUAUGGAUGUGGACGAGGUGAAUUUGGACGGCUAGGCAAAGGAAAUCAUGGAGAUCAAUUAUUUUUUGAAGAAAUCGAUUAUUUUAUAAGUAACAAUAUAAUUAUCAAACAUAUCUGUUGUGGUCAUAGUUUUUCUGCUGCCUUAUCGACUAAUGGUGAGGUUUAUGUUUGGGGAAGAAAUGACUAUGGACAAUUAGGUAUUGAAAAUAGUAUAGGUGAUUUAUAUUCUCACGAAGUAUAUCCAAAUAAAGUAAAAUAUUUCGAAAUGGAAAAUAUUAAAAUAAAAUUUAUUGCUUGUGGAGAUAAUCAUAUGAUUGCUUGUUCAGAAAAUAAUAUUAUCUAUUUCUGGGGAUCAAGGGCAUGGUUAGAACCAAAGGCCAUAACUUUAAACCCACAAUAUGAAAAUAGUAUAAUUAAAAAAGAUAUUGAGAAAAUUCAAGCAGGUGGAAGUACUUACUACUAUUCUAUGUUACUCUCAGAUAAUAAAUUGUAUUCCUGGGGUAAAUAUAACUCAUCCUGUUUAGCAUUAAAUGAUAAAAAAAAUCAUAACGAACCAACUUUAGUGGAUUCCAAACUAUUUAAUAACGAAAUUGUUUGUGAUAUUUCUUGUGGCAGGGGACGAGUGCUCGCUAAAACGUUAGCGAACGUUUAA